Messenger RNA from Peromyscus leucopus (white-footed mouse), 1474 nucleotides. Its product is annotated as killer cell lectin-like receptor 2. NCBI's taxonomy places the organism in Eukaryota, Metazoa, Chordata, Mammalia, Rodentia, Cricetidae. The coding region runs from base 576 to 1409 and encodes 277 amino acids. The transcript is spliced from 7 exons. The record is from RefSeq and is a predicted model, not a curated record.
CCCAAACAACUGAAAACUUCAAACAAAACCAAACAGAAAACAAAGCCUGAGUGUGGAGCUCAGUGCUAGUGUAUUUACUGAGCAUGCUUAGUAUUAGAUUUGAUAUCCCAGCAACAUUAAAAUGUCAGUAGUAAGACAACCAUGUAUGAAAUGACGUCAGUGCUACCAGUAAACAUUAUCUAUGAAUUAAAAAGCUAAAAGUUAAUACCAAAAGUUUCACAGUGGACAUGAGAGCCCUUCAAAGUAUCCUAAAACACACUUAGCUGUAAUAAGCACAAUUCAAAAACAAGUAUUUAUUUUUCAAAUAGUAGCUUAAGAGAAAAUUUCCAAGAGUUUAUUACAAAACCAGGGGCAGAGGAGCAUCAGCUCCUCUCUUUGUUAGUGGUUUUACAUUCUCCACAGAUGUGCUGUCUUCACAGUCUUCAAAUGUCCAUUAUGAACAUGAUUUGCAGCAUCUGGCAUGGUGUGUUGGUUCUUCCCUUUGCUGUCAGAAUUUGCUUGCAGGGGCAGAAAAUCAUGAACUUGAGUAUCACUCAAGAGGCGAGUCAGUUCUGCCUUUUCUCUUGGAGCCUCUGAUGGAUAUAAACCAAGGAACGCCAACUUCUCCCCCAACUGGGGAUCAGUUCUCUCCACCAGAAUCGAUUCCUGGAAGAGGCAAAGGUUUGCAGAAUGGAGGAAGGUCCGAUGAGACUCAAGGGCCCAGAGAAGCUGGCCAUGGAAAGUGUUUAGUUCCAUGGCACCUCAUUGCAAUACCCCUGGGAGUCCUUUGUUCCAUUCUGCUGGUGACAGUUGCAGUGUUGGUGACACACAUUUUUCAGUAUAGUCAAGAAAAACACGAACUGCAGAAAACUCUAAAUAAUCUCCAUCAAGAGUACAGCACCACGCAAAAUGAGAGCUACUUAAGAGAAGAAAUGUUGAGAAAUAAGUCUAAACAGUAUGAUGCCCUCAAAGACCAUCUGGACUCCCUCAACAGAAAAGAGAACAGAUGCCAUGAGGAAAAUAAUCUUGUUCCAGAUUGCCUACAGCGCACAGGCACAAAUGUUGAAGGACACUGGUUCUGCUAUGGCGUAAAAUGUUAUUUCAUCAUGGACAAUGAACACUGGAGUGGAUGUGCAAAGACCUGCCGGGACUGCAGCUUAUCCCUUUUGAAGAUAGAUGAUGAUGAUGAACUGAAGUUACUAAAGUCCCGGCUUACUAAAAACAGUUACUGGAUUGGAUUAAAAUAUGAUGAAAAGAGUCAGGAAUGGCAAUGGAUUGGCGAUGGCUCAUCUAAAGUUAAUUUGAUGACAAAAUCAUUGAAGGGACGUAGAGGCUGUGCAUUUCUCAAUUUUGGAGGUAUACGUCGUGAUGACUGUCAUAUAAAGCACCCCUGUAUCUGUGAAAAGGGAAUGGAUAAAUUCCCUGAUUGAAUUGUACAAUGUGAAGGAAUUGUAAAAUGUGUGAAGGAAAAAUAAAAAUGGAACAUUUUGUCAUA